Penicillium chermesinum is the source of this 1056-nucleotide messenger RNA. Its product is annotated as putative sexual development protein (LsdA). Lineage: Eukaryota; Fungi; Ascomycota; Eurotiomycetes; Eurotiales; Aspergillaceae. Bases 1 to 1056 code for a protein of 351 amino acids. The transcript is spliced from 2 exons. The record is from RefSeq and is a predicted model, not a curated record.
AUGAAGUUUCUAGCAUCAGCUAUGGCCCUCCUUGGGGCACUGUCCUUGACUUCAGGGGCACCAAUCAACACUACGAAUGAACUACCCAACGGCCUUCCGUUUCCAAGCGCCAGUGAGCUGGCUGUGAUCGAGCAGAACGCGCACGGCACCUUGCCAAACGGGCCACCGCCCCCCGUGAUCAGCAAUAAGGGCAUUAACAACCUUCGACUGAUUGCUUUCAAUGAGCUUUUCGAGGUUGCAUACUUCAACGAACUGAUUACAAACAUCACUGAAGGGAAAGACGGAUAUCGGUUCACCGACUCCGGCGAUCGAGACGAUGCUCUGAGAUCGCUCAAGGCCAUUCUGGCUCAAGAGGAACUUCAUGCGAUCAGCGCGAAUGAUGCUCUAGUCCAUUUCCAUGUCCACCCCAUCCAGCCUUGCGAGUACACAUUCCCAGUCCAGGACUUCGAUUCCGCCAUUCGCCUCGCAUCAACCUUCACCGAUGUGGUCCUUGGUACACUGCAAGAUGCGAUUGAGAGGUUUGUCCUGGGCCACGAUGCCGAUCUCGCGCGCGAGAUUGCCGCGGUGAUCGGCAACGAAGGUGAACAGCAGGGCUGGUUCCGGGUGCUGCAAGCCAAAAUCCCGAGCGCACUCCCGUUCCUUACCACCGCGGAUCUCAACUAUGCUUUUAAUGCCGUCAAGAGCUUCACUGUCCCCGGAUCCUGUCCUAAUAUCGAGGAGAUCCCACUGCGCACCUUCGAGUCGCUCGAGAUCCUGGAAGCACCAGGUGCUAAGACCGAGAACAUUACCUUCACUUUCAACGAUCCUGAGGACCAAGCGGGUCAUGGGCUGUGGAUGACUUAUAUCAACCAGCUUAACCUUCCCAUUGUGGAGCCUCUGAAGGUGAUCUCGAGAGAGGGAGAUAGUGUUACUGCGCAGGCACUGUUCCCAUAUGAUGAUCACGAGCUCAACGGACUGACUAUUGCGUCCGUCACCACGAGUGAUGGCCCUUUCAGUGACGCGAAUGAGGUGGUCAAGUGGACACUUGCUGGUCCCGGCCUCAUUUCCGUCAAUUAG